AUGGGCUGCCUUCAGUCGAAGACGAGCAAUGUUCAGUCGCCCGACGUGGAGUCCCUUAAAGGCGACAAGCCAGAUCUGCGUACGCGCAUUCCUCCUGUAUCUUCGCGUUUGGCUUAUAUCUUCCUCAUUUUUCUUCGAUCCUUUGUUGAUUGGCGCAUCUUUCUCGUUAUUUUUUCUGGCUUGCUGACGGCAGAGAACGGGGAGGCGGAGAGAGCGGCGGUGCCGGCGUUUAAGGAGUUCGGCCUGGCGGAGCUGCGGGCGGCGACCAACGGGUUCAGCGGCGAGCUCAUCGUCUCUGAGAGCGGGGAGAAGGCCCCCAACGUCGUCUACCGCGGACGUCUCGAUGCCAACCGCUUCGUCGCCAUCAAGCGCUUCUCUAAGCAGUCCUGGCCUGAUGCCCAGCAGUUCGUGGUCAGCUCUCUCUCUCUCUCCGCCCUGUGCCAGAUCGAGACGCCAUUUCCAUCUCCUUUGGUUGGGCCAUUUGUUCCUUCUUCAGAAUCUUUCUUCCUGGAAAUUUCUAAUUGCCGGAAGAGUUUGGGUGGUAGGCGGAGGCGGCCGGAGUGGGCAAGGUGCGGCACAAGAGGCUGGUUAACCUGAUAGGAUGCUGCGCCGAGGGCGACGAGCGCCUCCUGGUCGCCGAGUACAUGCCCAACGACACCCUCUCUAAGCACCUCUUCCACUGUACGGACCUUCUGGAGAUCUCUCUCUCUCUCUCUCUCUCUCUCUCUCUCUCUCUCUCUCUCUCUCUCUCUCUCUCUUUCUCGCCAUGAUUUUGUCUCUCUCUCCUUGCUAUUCCAUUCCCCGGCAACUAUCGUGGGCUUCCUGAUCGCUAGAACAGUGGAUCAUCCGAUCUUGAAGCCCUCAACUUUAGUCUCUCUUUUAGUUACUAGCGAUAGCAGGAAGCAGGAAGAUCGUCGGGACAGCAGAUCUUAGUCGUGGCUCCCCGGCUCAUUGCUGUCUUCGUGGCCGCCUCCACGGGGUUCUGCACAGAUUGGAACGACCUUCUCUCCUUUCCAUUUCUGUAAAAUAGUCCGAAGUCGGUCAAACUCAUCGGCAACGGAAGUAACUCCUCUUAACUGCAAGUAACGGCAUCUGAUACUCUGACUUUUGUUUCAAGCUCGAAGUAACGGCAUCUCCUCCGCCUUGAGUUUGUUAAUGAGGCCUUUCAUUGGGCUUUCCCUCAGUUUUUUUCAGACCAUUAUUAGAAAGUGGGAAUAAGUCAACUCCUGUGUGUCAGUGAAGGUCAACGCUGAAGAUUUCGCUCGUUUCUCAGGGGACAAGCAGCCUCUGCCUUGGGAAAUGCGUGUCCGGGUGGCGCUCCACAUCGCACAAGUGCUCGACCAUUGCAACAGCGAGAACCGGAGGAUCUACCACGAUCUGAAUGCUUAUCGAGUUCUCUUUGAUGAGGUAUGAUCCCUCGCAUGUUUCCACUAUAAAUUUCUACAUUAUAGUGAUGAUUUGAAUUCGGUCUCUCAUGCUCAUGAUACUCAUUCAAGCAUCAUCUUUGUUAAUUCUAUGUUCAUCAUUAUAUUCUUAUGAUUUUUGAUAAAUUCCUUUUUAUGUUCUAUAUCAAGAUCAAGCCCCCGAUCCCGUUUCUCUCUGAUGAAAAGAUUGAUCGUGGUUUUUAACGUUUGCUCCAUGGGCCUGCCGUUCCAUUUCAUCACUCUUUUCAUGGCCCAGAUGCAUAUUUUUCUCCUUACAUCCGAUGACUUUCUUAUCCAUCUAAGUUGACUUGUAUUCCUUUUGAAUGCUGGAUCAUUUACAUUGCGCCCGUUAAUUCUUUCAUAAUUUGUGAUAGAUUUUGAUGGUCACAGGCUGGGCAUUUUUUCUAUGGAAUCAUUUAUCCCGGAGAAAACUGAAAAGAACCCUAAUUUUUGUCUCCACCAGUCAUGAUCUCUAGAAAAUAAAUUGCCAAUUUUAUUUUCUCUGUAUAAAGUCUGUCCUGUGAUCGAUUGAGCUCCUCCACUGGGGAUUCAACGUGUCCAUAUAUUUAGAUUUUUGCUCGUGCACAGGUUCUUUAGCUCUGAUAAGCGUAUUUACCCACAGGAUGGUGAUCCUCGCUUGUCAAGCUUCGGUCUUAUGAAAAAUAGCAGAGAUGGGAAAAGCUACAGCACCAAUUUAGCCUACACACCUCCAGAGUUCUUGCGCACAGGUCAGCGUUUGACUUUUUAGGUUUCCCAAAUUAUCUCUGUUUGACAUUAAAUAUAACUCUCUCUCUCUCUCUCUAUACAUAUGUGUGCAUAGUUGUACAUCAUCUCUGCUAUAAUUCUGGGUAGUAUUCUGUGGUGCUGCAGGCAGAGUCAUUCCAGAGAGUGGCAUCUACAGCUAUGGGACAGUUCUAUUGGACCUUUUGAGUGGCAAACAUAUACCUCCCAGCCAUGUACAUUUCCUCCUACCUUGGUCAUUAUUUAGGAGGAGUUCCGUAUCUUUUGCCUUGCAUAUAUCUCAUAUAUGAUUUGCUGCAUUUUUUUUUCUCCCAAAGACUAUGCAUGCGACUAUUUUCGUUAUUUAUUCAUCUUUAUCCAUUUAAAUUUUUCUGGGUUGAAGAUUCAUUAAACUCAUUCAUAUACAGUUGGAAUCGUAUUCUCUUAGGAAAGCACUCUUCGUCUCUUAGGAAACCAAGUUUUCGUCUGUGUGGAUUCUUAUAUCCACCAUUUUCUAUAUAAAUGAGGACAUUGAUGAUUGAAUGGUUAACAAUUUGAGAAUGCGUAAUGUGCCGUGGGCCAUUCAUUCUGUGUUUCUGAUUUCGGCUGGAAUUGGGAACGCCCAAUCGGAUCUCUCUUUUGGGCACCUGAUUUUAUUUGCUAUAAAAAAUCACAUUAUCCACUCUAAUUGGGCAAUUUCGUCUGAAAACUGGCCUGAAAAAGUGCUGAUUUUGGGUUUUUUGAUGGAGAAAAAAUCCAGAUUUUUAUAAAAUUAGUUUGAUGAAGACAUCAUAUGCACCUAUAUCUCAGGUUACUAGUCAUAACUGUGUGCGAGUGGCCCAAAUCUAUAGAGAAAAAUCCCUGAUAUGGUGCUACUAAUCUUUUCAUUGAAUGCUGUUUUACGACGGAUAAGUCUCAUCCAAAAAAAAAAAAACCAAGAAAUAACCUUUAUUCGUAAACAUGCUUCAAAUAUAAUACCGAUAAAUAUAUGCAUUGUGUUUAAUGAGUUUAUAUAUAUAUAUAUUAAUUUUAUCAGUCCAUUUGGCGACCAUACUUGGAAUUCUUCUGCAUGCUUCAUGGAGGCCAUCAUCUGGGGAUCCUUUUUCCGGAACAUUACCUUCAUCUCUGCAUUCUCAUGGGCGUUUUCUUCCUCAGGCGCUUGAUCUAAUCAGAGGGAAGAACAUAUUGCUUCUACUGGACUCCUCCCUGGAGGGCCAGUAUGCCAACGAAGACGCCACCAAGCUGGUGGAGCUUGCUUCGAAGUGCCUCCAGUCAGAACCCCGGGACAGACCCAGCUUCAAGUUUCUCGCCGCCGCCGUAUCUCCCCUGCAGAAACAGACGGAGGUAGAUUUAAUUUAACUUAAUUUGAUUUUAGUCGAUAUUUUUUAUUUGGCAGAAAUUUCUGUUGAUAAUAUGGUAGCCCUUUUUGGUGUAAUUUAUAUUUACCGUUGGAUUUAAUCUGAGUUUUUAUUUCAACAAAAUCCAAUUUUUGGGUGGGCGGGGGGGGGGUGGGGUGGCGUGCAGGUGGCGUCUCAUGUUCUGAUGGGAAUAACGAAGACAGCAGUGGUUCUUCCGACCAUGCUGUCUCCCCUUGGGAAGGCCUGUGCGAGGAUGGACCUCACCGCCGUCCAUGAUAUCCUCCUGAAGACGGGCUACAGGGAUGAGGAAGGAGCCGAGAAUGAGGUUGGUGGUGCAGCUGGUUUUCUUGCCAUUUAUAGCCUCCUGGGCACCUCCUCUCUGAGUCAUUCGACUGUUUUGGCUGGGUGAUGCAGCUGUCUUUCCAAGAGUGGACUCAGCAAGUGCAGGAGAUGCUGAACACGAAGAAGUUCGGGGACAUCGCCUUCAGAGAUAAGGACUUCAAGAGCGCCAUUGAUUACUAUUCCAAGGUCUGGUUCUCUCCCUCUCUCUCUCUCUCUUCUGGGGGUGGGAGGUGGCGGUGCUGAUCUUGUUUCUGUGGGGGCGCAGCUGGUGGGGAUGAUGUCGGUGCCUUCGGCCACCGUCUUUGCCAGGCGGGGGCUGUCCUACUUGAUGAACGGGCAGCCGGAGCUCGCCCUCCGGGACGCCAUGCAGGCGCAGGUCUGCAUGCCGGAGUGGCCAACGGCAUUCUACCUGCAGGCUCUCGCCCUCUCUAAGCUCGGCAUGGAGACCGACGCACAGGACAUGCUCAACGACGGCGCCGCCUUCGAGGCGAGGAAGCAGACCGGCUAUCGGCUCCUGUGA
Molecule: messenger RNA, 4364 nt
Organism: Spirodela intermedia
Lineage: Eukaryota; Viridiplantae; Streptophyta; Magnoliopsida; Alismatales; Araceae
Source: the annotation of a GenBank genome assembly